Messenger RNA from Ostrea edulis (European flat oyster), 1990 nucleotides. Its product is annotated as solute carrier family 13 member 2-like. The coding region runs from base 58 to 1872 and encodes 604 amino acids. The transcript is spliced from 14 exons. Gene Ontology annotation, biological process: monoatomic anion transmembrane transport. Gene Ontology annotation, molecular function: transmembrane transporter activity. NCBI's taxonomy places the organism in Eukaryota, Metazoa, Mollusca, Bivalvia, Ostreida, Ostreidae. The record is from RefSeq and is a predicted model, not a curated record. Gene Ontology annotation, cellular component: membrane.
GAUCAGCAACUUGAGUUAAAAAAGAGGAGUUGGUAAAGGAGAUAUUAAGAUUUGAUCAUGGCAAUUUUAAGACCAUACAUCAGGCGAAACAUUAAGAAAAUUAUUUUGUUAUCAUUUCCUAUUCUUUUGCUUCCUGUUCCAAUCGCAUUACAGUCAAAGCCCGGAAACUGUGCCUAUGGUUUCAUGCUGAUGGCGAUCUUUUGGAUUUUGGAGACCAUGCCCCUUCCGGUGACGGCACUACUUCCAGUCUUUGUCUUUCCAUUGCUGGGGGUCAGUAAGGUGAAGACUAUGACCAGUCUGUACUUUAAUGAUAUAACGUUUGUGCUGAUUGGUGGAUUAAGUGUAGCGAUAGCAAUAGAGAAAUGGGAUUUACACAAGCGGAUCGCCCUUAGACUGCUUCUUUUAAUGGGAUCACAACCGAAAUGGUUGAUGCUGGGAUUUAUGUUGAUUACGUGUUUUUUGUCUCUGUGGAUAAGUAACACCGCCACCACGUCUAUGAUGAUUCCUAUUGCCCAAGCCGUUCUUGUACAGCUCAUGAAAACCAGAAAAAGAAAUGUUGAAUUGCUAAAUAAAGAGUUUGAGAUAAGCGUGACAACGCCACUUUAUAAUGGAAAGCAUGAAGAAAAUGGAAUGCAGAAACCCGAAAAAGCUGAGAGUAAACAAGUGGUUGUGGCAAUAGAAAAGAAAGAAGACGAAGAAGAAUUCGAUUUUGAUACUCUGGACCCGUCGUCUCAGAAAUUCUGUAAAGCGUUUUGCAUGUGUAUAUGUUACGCCUCAAACUGUGGGGGGAUAGGGACCCUUACAGGAACGGGGGCAAAUCUGGUGAUGAAAGGACAAGCAGAUUUGUUGGCUGGUGGCGAAUCCGUUAUCAAUUAUACCUCCUGGUUUAUAUUCGGGUUUCCCAUAGCUUUUAUCAACUGUAUGAUCACUUGGGUGGUUCUCCAGAUAGCGUAUUUCGGAGUAAAAGCCCUAUUUUGUCCUGCAAAGAAAGAUGAUUCUAAUCGUGUCCAGGAAGUUAUUAGAAAAGAAUACAACAAGCUUGGAGAUAUAACAUUUGCAGAGAAAGCAGUACUUGGUCAUUUCAUUGUUAUGAUUAUUUUAUGGUUUUCUCGAAACCCAGAGUUUUUCCCCGGAUGGGGUUCUCUUUUUGAAGAUGGAUACCAUGGUGAUUCCGUCCCAGCCAUGAUGAUUAUGGUCAGCUUGUUCAUAUUUCCAAGCAGACGUAGGAUCAAAGAUGACCCUGUCGACAACAUCAAGGAAAUCCCGCCAUUAUUGGAUUGGAAAACAGUUACAAUGCGCAUGCCCUGGAAUGUCGCACUGCUGAUAGGUGGCGGAUUCGCUCUGGCAAGAGCAUGCUCGGAAUCUGGGUUAUCUGUUUGGUUAGCCAAUCAAAUGUCCGCUUUUCAAGACAUCGAUUCCUGGCUAAUGAUAUUUGUCAUCAGUCUCAUCGCAUCGUUUGCUACAGAAGUUACUAGUAACACCGCCACGUCAACGUUGAUUGUGCCUAUCUUUGCAGAGCUAGCUAUAGGGAUGCAUAAAAAUCCCAUUUACAUAAUGUUGCCAGCUGCCAUAUCAACGUCGUUUGCGUUCAUGUUGCCAGUUGCCACUCCACCAAAUACCAUCGCCUUCUCCUAUGGUUAUCUGAAAGUUAUGGAUAUGGUAAAGAUUGGAUUCAUACUGAACUUGCUUUGUGUCGUCGUGUUGACUGUUGCCAUUAAUACCUAUGGAAUGGUGUUCUUCAAACUAGACGAGUUUCCGGAUUGGGCUGAAAAAAUCUUGAAGUCAUCUACCGAAACUACAUCAUUGGGACCUAACAUCACAACGUCUUAUACAGACGGAGUGAUAUAUAACUUCUCUUUGCCAUUACCAUGAAAUGGGCAUUUUAGUUUACAAUAACCAACUUGUUAAAAUCAAUGUUGUGAAAUAUCUGUUUUGCUUACAUACGGGUUAUCGUUGUUCCUUUCGAAUAAAAAGCAAAUCUAUCCUUACA